AUGUGGCGGCGCACAUAUCUUACUCUCGUCCUUAUCAGGCUGUGGUUUGCGCUUUCACCCAGCUAUCUACACCCGGACGAGAACUUCCAAGGUCCUGAGGUCAUCGCUGGACAAAUCUUUAGCUAUCCCGUUCGUCACACAUGGGAAUUCACGAGCGAAAACCCUAUCCGAAGCGUCUUUCCGUUAUGGCCUGUCUACGGUCUUCCUAUGCUUCUUCUCCGAUGGCUAUGGAUCGGCAAUGGACAAGAUGGCGAGAUUCCACCUAUUGCGGUUUUCUGGACGUUGCGCGUUCUCAUGUUUGCCAUCAGCUUCGUUCUUGAAGACUGGGCGUUGCACGAGUUGAUCCCCUCGCCGAAGCACCGCCGUGUUGCCGUUCUCCUAGUCGCAUCGUCCUACGUGACUUGGACCUACCAGACACACACGUUCUCAAAUUCAGUAGAAACACUUGUUGUUGCGUGGAGUCUUGUUCUGAUCCAGCGAGUUGCUGACCCACGGCAACGGUCAUGUGUUUUAUCUGCCACAGUACUUGGAAUAGUUGCAGUGUUUGGUGUAUUCAACCGAAUCACAUUCCCAGCGUUUCUUGUCGUCCCAGGCCUUCGAUUGCUUCCAGUAUUCUGGAAAAGGCCUACUUCUCUCGUAUGUUUGACCCUAGCUGCAGCAGUGACAACUGUCAUCGCAAUCGGUCUAGACACCGCAUUUUACCUGCCAGAUUCUGUCACAUGGACCGACUUGAUCCAUAGGCCAGUGAUCACCCCUCUUAACAACUUCAAGUACAACUCAGCAACCGAGAAUCUGGCCCAGCAUGGCCUUCAUCCUUGGUACCAGCACUUGGUGGGGAAUUUACCAUUGCUGCUGGGACCAGCUGCCGCAUUAUUGGUAAUUAGGCCCAAGCCCUCCAUCCGACUCUGGUCUGCAAUGUCUGGAUUAGUUGUUUUAUCGGCGUUCCAGCAUCAAGAAGCGAGGUUUCUACUGCCGACAGUACCGCUAUUUCUGUCGUCGAUCCGAAUGCCUCGAAACCAAACAGUUUUUUACAUCUUUACAGCAGUUUGGAUCGGCUUUAACCUUGUUCUUGGCUCAUUGAUGGGUAUCUACCACCAGGGAGGAGUGGUGCCGGGGCAGGUCUUCCUGAGUCAGCAACCAGAUGCGACUCAGGCGAUCUGGUGGAAGACUUAUACACCGCCUAUCUGGCUUUUGAAUGGCAAGAAUGAAUUCUUGACGACUCGAGACGUUAUGGGUCUCAAGGGUGAGUUACUCCUGGAGCAACUCAGUCAACUCGCUACAUGCGACACUCCCGCCGACAGACGAAACCAGGAGUAUCUGAAGGAGAAGAACGGCACAUAUCUCAUCGCCCCAGCAUCAGCGACGUGGCUGGAUCCCUACCUAUCUAACAAGGGCUUGGAGGGGCUACGAUUUAGAGAGGUUUGGCGUUACAGGAAACAUUUGAACCUGGACGAUUUGGACUUCGGGGACGAUGGCGUUUGGGACACCCUGGCCAGGGUUAUUGGGCGACGGGGGCUCGUCGCUUGGAGGGUAACAAAAAGUUGUCCAAAGUGA
This is a messenger RNA of Fusarium pseudograminearum CS3096, 1554 nucleotides long. RefSeq lists its product as uncharacterized. Bases 1 to 1554 code for a protein of 517 amino acids. Lineage: Eukaryota; Fungi; Ascomycota; Sordariomycetes; Hypocreales; Nectriaceae. Gene Ontology annotation, cellular component: endoplasmic reticulum membrane. Gene Ontology annotation, molecular function: alpha-1,2-mannosyltransferase activity. Gene Ontology annotation, biological process: GPI anchor biosynthetic process. The transcript has 4 exons. The record is from RefSeq and is a predicted model, not a curated record.